UGCAAGUUCAAUCGUAAUAAAUCACAUAAAAGCGUCACCUUGGGGCCAAAAGCGUACGUGUUUAUCAGGCUCCGGGGUUCUGUUGAUCGUUCCCGGGAUGCAGACCAGUCCAACCGGUUCUGGUCUUCUCUCCGGGUGAGGUUGGGGAGUCGCUACUACUGAGGUUGCGCUGUUGGAAGCCACUACUUUCUUGCUGCUACGCCCCAAACUACGGGGGAAAAACAACCACUAGCUGUAGAUCUGUACACCCUGCCCGGACUGGAUUUAAAAGCAGUCACAUCCAGCUGCAGCUCCGCAACGAGGAACCACAGAAGCGUAAUCUUUUUUUCACACCGAGAAGGAGCAAAUUUCUUCCCGCAAAGGCAGGAGGCCGCCGCUGGAGAAGCCGACCGUGUGUCUGGAGCAGACUAGCUAAACAGAAACCACGAUAUCCAGGCCGCUUUGGUGUUUGCUCACUUCACGGCUGUUUUGACAUCAUAUUACGGUGUUACAACCGCCACAGCCGUGAUUUCAGUCUCCCUCGGCCAUGCGAGGAGCUCGGAUCUCCGCAGAGGAAUGCGCCGCCUGCUCCCUGGCGUUAGCUUCAGCCGCGGCUCCAUGGCCAACAGUAACAACAUGCUCCUGGCCUCUGCCGUGGUGGUGUGGGAAUGGCUGAACGAGCACGGCCGGUGGCGGCCCUACAGCCCCGCCGUCUCCCACCAGAUAGAGGCGGCCAUCCGGAGCAGCGACCCCCGCGGAGGGAGCGUGGUCCUCGGCCAGGUGGACAGCCGGCUCUCGCCAUACAUCAUAGACCUCCAGUCCAUGCACCAGUUCAGACAGGACACUGGAACCAUCCGUCCGGUGCGGAGGAGUUUUUAUGAUCCAGGCUCGGCCCCGGGUCAGGGCUGGCAGUGGGAGUGGGAAAACGAUGCAGGCACGUGGACACCGUAUGACAUGGAGGUGGCCAUCGCCAUCGAGAGCGCCCACAACCGCCAGCAGCCCUGCCUCGACCUGACACCGCUCGGCUUCUGCUACCUCAUUGAUUUCCAGAACAUGACACAGGUGAACAGACAGAGCCAAAGGUGUCGGAGGAUCCAGAGGCGUGCUGACAUGGCCUAUCCUUUAGUGUCCGGUCCUCUCCCGGUCCCUAAAGGAGGAGGUGUAGGCGGGAGUGGAGGCCUGACAGGAGCUUUGCUGGGCGUUGGGGUGUCUGGGGCCAGCAUGGGGAUCUCAGGCUCUGUCUACUCCAAUGGAGGCUUACCGGCUGCCGGACUGGGUCAGCCAUGCUCCUGCCAGCAAUGCAUGCUGGUCCUCAGUGUGAAGACCAACACCGGAGGGACAGUGGGAGGAGGAGCAGGGAUACAGACUCUGAGCAGACGCUCGCUGACCAUACAGCGGCCCAAGACCUCAGCACUCACCGCCUCCAAACCUCUCAGUCCCUCUAAAUCGGCCACUCUGGGACGAGGACAGCAGCAGAACUCCAACUCCAACUCCAACUACUACCAGACGCUGCCGCACGGCCUCGCCAUCUCCAAAACGGCCUCUCCGAGAAGGAACGCCCAGCUCUUCGCUCAGUCGCUGGCUGCCCUCACCGCCGGCACCUCCUCUAUGGGCAUCUCUGUGUCUUCCAACAGGCCGCCUCCCCCAUCCCUGCCUCCCCCUCAGCCGCCGUCAUCCAACCCGAGUCUGAACCCUCCGUCCGUCCCGCCCAAACAUUCCUCAUCCUCAGCCAACGAAUCAGUGCCAACCGCCAUGCUGAUAACCCCUGCCAACAGCGUGACCACGCCCCCUUCUCCCGUGCCAUCUCCGUCGCCGGUGGUGAUGAAGCCGCAGCGCACGCCGUCGUCCGCAGCAACAGUGUGCCAUGCCCCGUUACCACAGCGAUCGAGCCUAGCCGGGCUUAGCAGACCAGCGUUACAGAGGAUUGCUAUGGCUCAGUCCAGAGCGCUCAUAGCAUCAGGUGUGCCCACCGUCCCAGUGAAGAACCUCAAUGGAUCCAGCCCUGUUCACCCUGCACUGGCCGGGAUCACGGGAAUCCUGAUGAGUGCCGCCGCUCUGCCCGUCUGUCUGACCAGGCCUCCGAAGCUCGUGCUGCAUCCUCCACCUGUCAGCAAGAGCGACAUCAAACCGGUGCCAGGCUUCGGCCACUGCUGCAGAAAGACCACCAAGAAGCAGGCUCGCAAGGGUAAAACUCCAGAGGAGGUGGUAAAGAAGUAUCUGCAGAAAGUGAAAAGUCCACCAGAGGAGGACUGUACCAUCUGUAUGGAGCCACUGGGGGGUCCGUCUGGAUAUAAGGGCCCAGGGGUGGGGCCUGUUUCCAGGGCGGAAUCCGUCGGACGACUAGCACAGUGUGGACACCAGUACCAUUUCCAGUGUCUGGUGGCCAUGUACAAUAAUGGCAACAAGGACGGCAGUCUUCAGUGUCCCACCUGUAAAACCAUCUACGGCGUGAAGACGGGCAACCAGCCGGCGGGGAAGAUGGAGUACCACGUCAUCCCUCACUCUCUACCAGGACACCCCGACUGCAAAACCAUACGCAUCAUCUACAACAUCCCACCAGGCAUUCAGGGACCAGAGCAUCCGAACCCAGGGAAGCCCUUCACUGCCAGAGGCUUUCCCCGACACUGCUACCUCCCAGACAGCGAGAAAGGACGCAAGGUACUCAGACUGCUCCUGGUAGCGUGGGACCGCCGGUUGAUCUUCUCAGUUGGUACUUCGAGCACUACAGGAGAGUCCGACACCGUCAUCUGGAACGAGGUCCAUCAUAAGACAGAGUUUGGCUCCAACCUGACGGGCCACGGCUUCCCCGACCCCGGACACCUCGACAACGUCCUGGAAGAGCUCCGAGCUCAAGGCAUCACGGAGGACGACGGCCUGAUGGAAAAGUGAAAGCUACGACCAGCGGAGACGGAGGAGACGCCAGCGAGAGAGCAGCAAAGAGUGGAAGCAGAGGAGCAGGGAAAAAGAGGAGGUCCUGGACUGAGAGACUCUCUGCCAGCACUUAGAGGGACGUUUAGAAGAUUUUGUUUUGCAGAGGCAACCACUUACUGAGACGUCAUUGCCGGGGUCGCCUGUCAAUGCGAGUCUGUCCGCAGUUUUAUAAGCAUCAACAGAAGUGGGUGGAAGUUUGAGGAAGCAGCAACAGCAGCAGCUCAGAAAGAAAAACCAGAAGACAAAAACAAGGUUUUAGCUAGGUACUAAAUGACAACUGUGAGAGUGAAUUGGUACUAAUACUUAGGACAAAAACAAGUUUACUUUACUGGAAGAAAGAAUGAUUUAAAAAGGUGGAAUAACGUUAGAGCAGUUCAUUAAAAACAGGGAGAGAAAGGACAAAGAGGAGAAGAAGUCGGGAGUGAUUGGGGGAGGAAACUGGAGAGAGAAGAGCAGAAAGAGAGGAAGAUGGUGUAUGAAUGUAAUGUAGGAUAGGAGUAGAGUAAAACUAACCUGUAUGGUGCUUUCCAGGUACUUGAGCUAUCAAUAAAAACACAAAGAGUCAUGAAAGGAGACAGACAGACAGACUGAGAGCUCGCUUUGUUCAAACCACCUGUUUGUUUGUGGUUGUUGCGCCCUCUUGUGGGUUUUCUGAUUAACUACAUCAGCCUGCAAGCUGCUGGAAAAAACACGACUAUCCCUUUGAGUUAUCCACCUGUGUUACUUUUUUAUCAUCGUUACUAUAACCCUCAUUUAACGUCAUUCCAUACUUUACCUCUCGUUGGGUUUUAUAUGAGCUCUAUGUUUAUGGCUGUGUGUGAAAUGACAAAAGACCAAACCGAGGCCUCGUCUUUCGGGGCCCAUUUGGAGUCUUACUGUUGAGCCACUGUGGUACAAGUUAACCUUAGAUGCACAGGUACCAGUGUUCUUUAUUUGAUUUUGUAGGUUUUGAUGAAGCCGUUUUCCACUGCAGGAACUUUCUAGAGCGGCGCGAACCUUUGAGUUUGUUCCAACAGCAGGAAGAGGCUGUUUUCAUGGGGGAAUAAACAUACCUCCUCCAGGUACCUCUGAGCAGCCCUGACAGAACUGUUGUGUGGGGCUCGAUGCUGAUUGAUUGAACUCUGAGAGGACAACGAAUGCCAAUUUUCCGCCUUGUCAAUGUCCUCGUCGAGCAGCAGUUUUCACUAGUAUCAUUGUCAAGACCUCCAUUGUUCUGUUUCCCACAUAGAACCGCAGUUAUUAUUUUCGCUGUUUGGACAAACUCAAAGUCGCCGCCGAAUGUUUCAGUGGAUGGAGGUGCUGUUGGUGUUGGUUUCUCUGCCAGAAAUCCCCUCAGACUGAGCAGUGGGUUUAGACAGUUUGGUGGUAAGAGGAUGGAGAGGACAAAUCCAGAGCAGGAGAAAACACAAACAGAGAAACUCGCACGAAAAAACUGCGAAAAACUGGGACUGAUCCAACUUUAAAGGAUUAUUCUGGUUUAUUUUGUAACAAUGUGUCUGUUGUGUCUUCACCGUUAUUGUGGAAAUUCAAUGAAAUUGAGACACAACUUUGUAUAUUAUGGCCAAAAUCUCCCUGAUGACUCCAAGUUUGUUUGUAAACUACACAAACCUGUCCUAAAUUACUAAAACUUUGUGUCUUAUUACAAUAAAUUAUCUACAAUGAGUCAAAUGGUUUAUUAAAAUGACAAAAAACUGACCUAAAGGACUCAAAACAUGUUGACAGGAAUUAUUCAAAAUGAGUCUAAAUUUGUUGUAAAUUACUUAAAAUUUAUGACAAAAACCCGGCCUGAGUGGCUCACAAGUUGUCUAAAAUGACAAAAGACUCAGAAUUUAUUUGAGAUGACAGGUUGUCUAAAAUGAUUUAAAAAAAUUAUCCAAAAUAAGUAAAAUGUUUUAUUAAAAUAACAAAAACAUGGCGUAAGUGACUCGAAACAUAUCUAACAAUGCAGGUAUUAUUCAAAAUGAGUCCAAAAUGGUUUUAAAUUACUUAAAAUUUAUUGAAAUGACAAAAACCUGACCUGAGAGGCUCAAAGGUUGUCUAAAAUGAAGCUAAGAUUUGUUUGAAAUGACCAAUAUCUGUCCUAAAUUACUUGAACCUUUUCUAAAUUGAUGAAAAAAUAAUAAUCCAAAAUGACUCAAACAUUAUUUGAAAUAACUCAAAAUUCAGUUGAAAUGACACAAGCUUGUCCUAAAUUACUCGAAGCUUAUCUAAAAGGACAAAGUGAGUCCAAAUUGGUUGAAAACGGCUCAGAAUGACCUGUUCUAAAUCACUUGGAACUUGUCUAAAAUUACAAAAAUCGAUCCAAAAAAGGCAAAAUGUAGAAAGGGUCUCCAAAUUUGUCCAAAAUAACACUUUUUUUUUCUUUUUUGUUAGAGCAAAACGCUAAAGCAAUGGUGCAUUCCACAGCAACUGGAAAAAUUGGAUCUUCUGAUAUCUGACAAGGAAAAAAAGUUGAAUAAAUUGCAUGUAAAUACAGUUUCUGUAUUUUUAAUGUGUCUGAAACCUCUGACAACGCAGGUUUUAAGCCUUUAUCACUUCUGUUCUGAUGAAGUGCACGUUUGCUCAUGAGAAUUUAGAAGAUUCACAUUAGGAGGUCUUUAAUUUAUCACCACUCGAUAAGCAGAUCGAUGUUCUUCAGUCAUCCACUCUCCUGCUCUUACCUCUGCUCCCACCGACUGAAAACCCGCCGCCCAGCCUCUGAGUCGGGUCAGUAAAUGAUGUUUUAUCACCGUGUUUACUACCAACAAGCUCCCAGUCCAGGCUUUACUUUGGUACUCAUCCCUCCACUGAUGAUGAUGAUGAUGAUGGUACUCCCUUCUUUAUUAUGUUCUUCUUUAUGAAAUGUAGUCACACUUUUGCUUUUUAUUAGCAUAUUUUUGACACUAUCAUAGAAUAAAUUGCCUUUUUUCAUUUUGUACAUUUAUGUCUUAAUAAUUAUGCCCUUUUUCAUUUGUUACAGUUUGUUUACAAAGACAGUAUUAUUAAAUACCGUGUCUUUAAUUUUCUCUGUGUACAGACGUUAAGCUGAUUUGCAUCGUCUUUUCUUUGGAAAAGGAAUUUGAUGGUAGACUUUUAUCUGAGUGUGAGAUGUACUGAACUACAAUAGAAAGCCAAACCCUGAGACACUUGCUGUUCUGUUAAUCUUUUCUGCACGGAGCCUUUGCGACCUUGGAAGGUUCCACAGAAGUUUUGUAGAUGGAUAUUUUACAUCCAGCAAAUAAAAAAAAUAAAAAAACACCUUGUAAAAUGUUUUUAAAAUCACAACUUCCUCUUGUGUUGUUGCAGUUUUCUUGCAGAAACUGCCCAAAGAGAAAGUGGAGAAACACUGAUUUUGUAUGAUCAGUUCAUCCAAUUGAUCCUAAUUUGUCUUUUUGCUAUUAAAAGAAUGGCUUUAAAUAAAAUAUCACUAGUUUUAUUGCUGUUUCUCUUAAAGUGGGUCUCGACUAAGCUACGAUUCAACAUUUCUGUUUAAAAUGUGCAUUUGUUUUUGCCAUCACCUUGUCCCAUCCUGGCUGGAGGUUCCAAAUGUCCGGGGACACCGGCCCUCUAUGUCAGCAUGUCUGUGAGGAGAGGGUGGGAGUAAUGUGACCAUGGGUGCUGGUACAGGAGAAACAGAGUAUCAGAACAUGAUAAGCAAAGUGUAAAUACUGCAAAAAUAAUUGCUGGAGUAUGAAUGAUUAAUACAUGACAAUUAAAAAAAUAAAGAAUGGAUGAAACUUG
Molecule: messenger RNA, 6630 nt
Organism: Acanthochromis polyacanthus (spiny chromis)
Lineage: Eukaryota; Metazoa; Chordata; Actinopteri; Pomacentridae
Product: E3 ubiquitin-protein ligase DTX4-like
Biological process (GO): Notch signaling pathway; protein ubiquitination
Cellular component (GO): nucleoplasm
Molecular function (GO): ubiquitin protein ligase activity; zinc ion binding
Source: RefSeq, a predicted model, not a curated record